UCCAUAAAAGACUCUUCUUCUGCUACGUCUUUCUCAGCGGCGGUGUCUGAUGCACACAACAUCAAGAAGUCUCUGUCGUGGAAUACGCUGCGUGCCAGGAAGCGCGCUGAAGCCAGGGACUUCUCCUCACUGGGAGUCCGAGGUCAGGAGAACGGCCUGCUCCGUAAGCCCAAAGAAACCACGCCCCCUCCUACCCUCUCCUCCCCUGCCACACGUGUGAAGGGCAAAGAGGAUCACACGUCAGACGAGUCGGACUGUGACGACGACCUUGACCCAAAAUCGGGCAUGGAGCUUCUCAACCCAAACUUCAUCCAGGAAGUGGCGCCAGAGUUCCUCGUCCCUCUGUCGGAUGUGGUCUGUGCGUUCGGAGAGACGGUGGUUCUCUGCUGUAAAGUCUGUGGACGACCCAAACCCUCUGUCACCCUGAAGGGUCCCGACCAGAACCCGGUGACCAGCAACAGCCGCUUCACCAUCGACAUCAGGGACACGGGCGACAUCCUGUUGAAGAUCUGUAACCUCAUGCCUCAGGAUACAGGCAUCUACACUUGUGUCGCCGUGAACGACCACGGCUCCGCCUCCUCCUCCGCCUCCAUCAAAGUGCAAGGUAUCCCAGCAGCCCCUGGGAGGCCGGUGGCUCAGGAGGCGAGCAGCACGGCGGUGAUGAUCCACUGGACGCCACCGGCUUCCUCUGCUCACUGUACAGUCAGCAGCUACACUGUGGAGUACAGACAGGAAGACUCGUUGAUCUGGCAGCAGGUGGCGAGCAGCAGAGAGGAGUGUGUGCAGAUCGACACUCUGAUCCCCGGAGGUCACUACCAGUUCAGAGUCAGAGCGUCCAACCGCUGGGGGUCGGCCGCCAUCCGAGGCCUCCAACAUGACUCGGGUUACGAUGGAACGGGGAUCCAGUGGAAAGAAAACUUUGAGUCUGCGUUCACUGAGAUCUGUGAGAUCGGGAGGGGGCGCUUCUCUGUGGUUGCCGUGAAGUUUGUGAGUAAGAAGAUGCAGAAGAAGGAGCAGGUGGCUCAUGAGGCAGACGUCCUCCUACACGUUCAGAAUCACCAGCUGGUGGCGCUGUUGGACACAUACGAGUCCCCCACCUCUCUGAUGCUGAUCCUGGAGCUGCUGGAAGACGGGCGUUUGCUCGAUUACCUCGUCGCCCACGAUGAGCUGAUGGAGGAGAAGGUGGCGUUCUUCAUCAAAGAGACACUGGAGGCGCUGCAGCACCUUCACACCUGCAGAGUGGCACACCUGGAUCUGAAGCCGGAGAACAUCAUGGUCGACCUCCGCACUCCGACCCCGAGCAUCAAGCUCAUCGACCUCGGUGACGCCGUCCAGCUGUCCGCUCACCGCCGUUACGUCCACCUCCUGCUCGGGAACCCGGAGUUCGCCGCCCCCGAGCUCAUCCGCGGGACGCCAGUCUCCGUGGCAACGGAUGUGUGGAGCGUCGGCGUGCUGGCCUAC
This is a messenger RNA of Labrus bergylta (ballan wrasse), 1461 nucleotides long. Lineage: Eukaryota; Metazoa; Chordata; Actinopteri; Labriformes; Labridae. The record is from RefSeq and is a predicted model, not a curated record.